AUCACCUUAUAUCAAUUUCCCCCCAAAAAUCCUCUACGACUAAGAGACACCAUCUUCGCUUUCACUGUUUUGUCUCCCGCUUUGAUUUCCGUUGAAAUUUCCUAGAACAAUGAAAAUCGACGAAAUUUCCUCGCCGGAUCUCCGGCCAAUCCCCCACGAUGAUCCUCACUCUCACAUAUGCUCUCAAAUGGAGUUAUCAAUCAAGGAAAUUGAACGGCAUUCCCCGGGAAAGCCCUUGCCUGAGACUCUCUCCGCGGAGCUUAACCGCUGCGUUAUUCAACUGGUUCCACUUGUACCGCUUCCGAACUCGAUCAAGCUCCAGAUAUGGAAACUCAGCUACCGCCUCUGGAACGCCUGCGUCGACCUCUCUAACGCCGCCGGAGUCAAAUCCUCCGCCUACAAACUCAACGAAGAACAUGCGAAACUCCGACAAGUCUCCGCUGAUCUACUCUUCCUCGCCGGAGAUGUCUCCACUAUUCCCUCGCCGGCUUUCAAAGCCGCCUCCUUCUUCUAUAAGACCGGCCUUAUUUGGCACGAGCUCAGGAAGUUCGAUCUCGCCAACAAUUGCUUUGAGAAAGCCACUGAUCUAACUUCAAAGGUCGAAAUCAGUUCAGUUUCAGAUAACGAAGAAAAAAGGCUUUUAUUAGACCUAAAUAUUGCUCGAUCACGAACAGCUUGGGAAGUUGCGGAUCGAAAUUUAUGUAUCACAUUAUUGAAUCGAUCAAAGAACCUACUGUUUGGAAAUGCAGAGAAUUACAAAGCUGUAGCAAAUCAGUAUUUGAUGUUUGCAAAGACUAUACUGUCCAAAAAUGAAGUUUCUGGAGUGAAUGAAGAAUCAAAACUGAUGAAUGAAGCACUGGAGUUGUGUGAGAAGGGAUUGAGAAUUGUGAAAAGGACAGAGGAGACAUUAGCCCUGAAGGAGCUGAAGUCAAAGACACUUAGAUUUAUGGCAGCAUCUCAUUUGCAGAGAGAUGAAUUUGAGAGUGCAUUGAAGUGUGUGAAGUUUCUGAGAAGUGGUGAGAGGGACCAGCAUCCUAGUUUGAGUGUGUUGGCCAUGAAGGCAUGGUUGGGGUUGGGCAGGUUUGGAGAGGCAGAGCAGGAGCUGAGGUCCAUGGUGUUGGAUAAGGGAAUUCCGGAGGGAGUUUGGGUGUCAGCAGUAGAGUCAUAUUUUCAAGCUGUGGGGACUGCAGGGGCUGAAACUGCAAAGGGGGUGUUUUUGGGACUUGUUGGAAGGUGUAAUGUCAGUGCUGGUGCAGCAAUCAGGAUUGUGAAUAAGGUGAUAGGAUCUGGUGGAUGUGAUGGAAAGGAGGCAAGAGUGAGAGCAAAGGUGGUAGCUGAUGUGGUAUCUGAUGACAGAGUGGUGGAACUCUUUGCUGGAGGGGCAGCUGCCAAUGAGAGAACAGCCAUGCAUGCUAUUCUCUGGAACUGUGCUGCAGAACAUUUCCGUUCGAAAGAUUUCCAGACCAGUGCAGAGAUAUUUGAAAAAUCUAUGCUUUAUGUUCCUUAUGACAUAGAGAAUAGAACUCUCAGGGCAAAGGGCUAUAGAGUUUUGUGUCUCUGUCAUCUAGGCCUCGCACAGCUAGAUAGAGCUGAAGAAUACAUUAAUGAGGCUGAAAAGCUUGAACCAAAUAUAGCUAGUGCCUUCCUGAAGUUUAAGGUCUACCUACAGAAGAAAAACGACAGUGCUGCUACUACCCAGGUCCAAACAAUGUCAAGUUGCCUAGAUUUCACCACAGACUUUCUCUUGCUCUCAGCUCAUGAGGCUAUUGCUUGCCAUUCUCUUCCAGUGGCUGUUGCUUCUCUGUCACACAUCUUAGACCUCUAUUCUGCAGGGAAACCAAUGCCAACUACUGAGGUCAUAAUUUUCCGGACCUUAGUCACGGUUCUAUCUCAAGAUCACAUCAAUGACUCUGAUAUCCUUAAACAGAUGAAACGAGCUCAUGCUAGAAUGUCUGAACUUGGGCCAAAAGCUUUUUUUGGGAAAGGUGAGGUUGGAAAACGAGAACGAAAUUGGUUUUCGGUAAAUGCUUGGAAUUCUGGGGUAAGAACUGGGAAGGAGAAAAAAUAUGAUUUAUGUGCAGAGUUCUUUAGAUUAGCAUCAGAAUUUUAUAGUGCUGUGACUGAUGAAGAAACAGAAGGGAACAACGAAAUGGUUUGCCAAUCAUUGAUAUUGGCUGCAUCUGCCAUUAUUGCUGAUGAGAAGCAAAGAAACGGUACACUAACGGAAACUGAAGUCAAACAGGCCAUUGCAUUGCUUGAUAGAGUGCAGAAGAUAUUGUCGUCGAGCACAAGUGGCUCAGGUGAAAAUGACAAUCUACUAGCCAGUAUUGCACCCAGCUUAUUCUUUACAUACAUUUGGAGUGCUUAUGAUCUCUAUGGGAGGCUCAGUGGAAUGGGGCCACAACAGCUUGUCCUAAUAAAACAGUUUGCAAACUCAAAAAGCUGCAAUAUAGAUCAUCUUCUCCAGAUAGGCCUCGAGGCCUCACAAGGGGCACAAUCCAAUCAUGAAGUAGCUGCAUUUGCAUUAAACACAUGCCUCUCUAACCUCCUGGCUUCUCCCUUCCCCGAUUACUCCAAAGUGGCACUCAUCCUCAGAAAACUAAUCUCUUCGGGAACCAUCCUUAAAGGCGAUACCUGUGAUGACGCCAUAAUGGAAACGUAUAAGCAAGCAUACAGGAUUAUGGUGGGACUGAAGGAGGGGGAAUAUCCAGUUGAAGAAGCAAAAUGGCUGUCUAUGACAGCAUGGAACCGUGCAGCUGUACCGGUCAGGCUGGGGCAUAUAGAUACAGCCAAGAAGUGGAUGGGUAUGGGGUUGGAGUUGGCUAGGACGGUUCCGGGGAUGCAAACAUAUAGAUCAUGCAUGGAAGAUUUUGUUGUUGGCUUUGAAGAAAAAAUCCAUGGGCAGAAGGAUAGUAAAAGCAAUGCUGUAUUAGUGACGUGAGACCAAUAAUCCUACCAUAUGUAUAUAGAAGAUGAUACAUAUCACAGAUUGUGGAUAUUCAACUUAAGCCUAGCUGAUAUAUACAGGAGCUAGCUAGGGUGAUUAUGCAUGGUUGCUAGGUAUGUAACUCGAACUAAUUCUCUUCCCAUAUUCACCACUCUAUUCCCCACUCACGAGGCUUUUUUCUUGCCUUCUAUAUAGACAUUAUUUUCGUAUUAUCCUAGCUUGUAAUAUAGGUGGUUAUUUAGUAGGGAUAAUUCAUCAUGGAAUCAUUACGCAUAUGGGAAGACUGUGA
Messenger RNA from Ipomoea nil (Japanese morning glory), 3236 nucleotides. Its product is annotated as TPR repeat-containing protein ZIP4. The coding region runs from base 110 to 2941 and encodes 943 amino acids. Gene Ontology annotation, biological process: regulation of synaptonemal complex assembly; meiotic cell cycle. NCBI's taxonomy places the organism in Eukaryota, Viridiplantae, Streptophyta, Magnoliopsida, Solanales, Convolvulaceae. The record is from RefSeq and is a predicted model, not a curated record. The transcript has 5 exons. Gene Ontology annotation, molecular function: protein binding.